UUGCUGUUAUUACAUGGAUGGCCUGGAUCUGUUGUUGAAUUCCAGAAAAUUAUACCCAUGCUAACAAAACCUUGGCCUAAUAAGAACUUCGUAUUUGAGGUCAUUGCACCAUCUCUUCCUGGAUAUGGAUUCUCAGAAGGAGCUGUUCGACAAGGAUUGACCACUUCUCAGAUUGGAAUCAUAUUCAAAAACCUCAUGCAAAGACUUGGCUUUGAAAAGUUUUAUGUUCAAGGAGGUGAUUGGGGAUCUGUUAUU
This is a messenger RNA of Habropoda laboriosa, 255 nucleotides long. Its product is annotated as juvenile hormone epoxide hydrolase 1-like. The transcript has 2 exons. Gene Ontology annotation, biological process: epoxide metabolic process. Lineage: Eukaryota; Metazoa; Arthropoda; Insecta; Hymenoptera; Apidae. Gene Ontology annotation, molecular function: epoxide hydrolase activity. The record is from RefSeq and is a predicted model, not a curated record. The annotation marks the transcript as partial.